This is a messenger RNA of Manihot esculenta (cassava), 3187 nucleotides long. Its product is annotated as receptor-like protein EIX2. Lineage: Eukaryota; Viridiplantae; Streptophyta; Magnoliopsida; Malpighiales; Euphorbiaceae. The transcript has a single exon. Gene Ontology annotation, molecular function: protein binding. The record is from RefSeq and is a predicted model, not a curated record. The coding region runs from base 47 to 3187 and encodes 1046 amino acids.
GGAAACAUCAUCUCUUCUUCACACAUUUGUUACAGUCAUCUGUUUGAUGACAGGAUGGCUUGCCGAUUAUGGCAAUGCCCAGUUAGUGAAUUGCAAAGCAUCUGACAGAGAAACUCUUAUUGACUUCAAAAGCGGACUCGUGGAUCCAAAGAACCUGCUCUCAUCAUGGGAAGGGAGCAAUUGCUGUCAGUGGUGGGGAGUAGGUUGCAACAAUUGGACAGGAGAUGUUAUUGUUGUUGAUAUCCACAACCCAGAUAAAGUUCCAGAAAGCUGUGGGUUGCGUGGGGAAAUUAGAUCAUCAUUAGCAAAUCUCAGUUCCCUGGAAUAUUUAGACUUGAGUUUUAAUGCAUUCAUUCACAACCAAAUUCCUAUCUUCUUUCAAUCUUUCAAGAAGUUGCAAUAUCUAAACUUGGCAUAUGCAGGGUUUGAUGGUAAAAUUCCUCCAAAUUUGGGAAACAUCUCUACCUUGCAGCAUGUUGACAUCUCUUCCCUUGCCUUCAGUACGAAUUUAGCUGCUGAUGAUAUUAGAUGGGUGACUGGUCUCACGGCCCUAAAAUAUCUAGCUAUGGAUAGAGUUGACCUAUCAAUGGUAGGUUCAAACUGGGUUGAAGCAUUUAACAUGCUUCCAUACUUAAGUGAUUUGCACUUAUCUGCUUGUAACCUACCUAGCCCCCCCUCAUUUCUUAACUUUACUAAUUUUAGUUCACUUGCUGUGUUAGACCUUAGUCAUAACAUCUUUCACUCAUUCCCUCAAUGGCUUGUGAACGUCAGCAGCCUCAUGUACAUUGAUCUCAGCUUUAACUCCAUUUGGGAUAGCAUUCCAGUUGGUUUUACCAAGCUGCCAAAUCUGCGGUUCUUGAAUCUUUGGGGCAACGGUCUCACGGCCAGCACCUAUCAAUUGUUCGAGGAGAGUUGGAGCAAAAUAGAAGUUAUUCAAUUGGGAUUCAAUUUUGUGCAGGGUAAGCUACCACCUUCUAUUGGAAACAUGACAUCUCUCACUCAUCUUGCUUUGCCAGGCAACAGUAUAGAGGGCAACAUUCCAAACUCAAUUUUCAAGCUUUGCAGUCUGGAAUAUCUUGAUUUAUCAUAUAAUAAUCUAACAGGAAGUUUACCUGAACACCUUGAAGGGACAAAGUAUUAUCUUUAUGAAAGUCCAUUGCCUCAUUUGCAGAACUUGGUGUUGACCAGAACUCGUUUGGUUGGUAUAUUGCCAAAUUGGUUGGGUCAACUUCAAAAUCUUGUUCAACUAAAUUUGGAUUCCAAUUUCUUCCAUGGUUCUGUCCCUGCUGCUUUUGGGACAUUGAGACAUUUAGCUGUCCUGAUACUUAAACAGAAUGAACUGAAUGGAACUCUUCCAAAUAACUUGGGGCAGAUCUCAAACUUGUCCAUCCUAGAUGUCUCUUCCAAUCGUUUGACUGGAACACUCCCUGAUAGUUUGGGCAAGCUUUCUGAAUUGUCAUUCCUAGAUGUUUCUUCCAAUUGUCUCACUGGUAUUGUCUCUGAAUCUCAUUUUGCAAAGCUAACAAAAAUCAAAGUCCUAAGCUUUUCUUGGAAUUCUUUCAUUUUCAAAAUUAGUCCUAAUUGGGAUCCACCAUUUCAAGUUGAGUCCCUCUUGCUGUCUUCAUGUCGUUUAGGUUCAUUUCCAGGAUGGCUUAAAUCACAAAGGCAUCUUCUUGAUCUGGAUUUAUCAAAUGCUAAUAUGUCAGGCCCUAUACCCAGUUGGUUUUGGGAUAUUUCUGGCAACCUCUCUUUGUUAAACUUUUCUUCCAAUUCAUUAUGGGGUCAGUUACCAAAUAAAUUCAAAGUACAUUUUAAUGCAUUCACUGAUUUGAGUUUCAAUCUCCUUGAAGGGCCAAUUCCUCUUCCAACUAACCAAAUUAUAAUUUUAAAUCUUUCUCAUAACAAUUUUUCUGGCCCUAUCCCAGAAAAUAUUGGUGACUUGUCAUUCCUUAGCUUCUUUUCUCUUGCAAAUAACCAAAUUUCUGGUGAAAUCCCAACAUCUAUAGGGGAACUGCAGGUAGCAAGUGUCAUUGACCUUUCAAGGAACACUUUAACAGGAAGCAUUCCUAAGAGUAUAGGCAAUUGCCUUUACCUGGAGGUCCUUGAUCUUCAGAACAACAAUUUAUCAGGAAAAAUUCCAAGGUCUUUGGGUCAGUUAUCUGAUCUUCAAACAUUGCAUCUGAGGGACAACAUUAUCACAGGAAAACUCCCUUCGUCUUUCAAAGGUUUGUGGAGUUUGGAAACUCUGGACCUUGGAUACAAUAGAUUAAUAGGCAAAAUCCCACAAUGGCCUGGAGAUGCUUUUCCACAUCUAAAAGUUCUUAGCUUGAGAUCCAAUGCCUUUUCAGGAAAAAUUCCUUCUGCACUGUUGAAUUUGACUUCUUUGAAAAUCCUGGAUCUAGCAGAAAAUCAGCUGAGUGGAAGCAUUCCUCCAGGAAUGAGUAAUCUCAACGCCAUGACUCAAGAACAAAAUAUUAAGCAGGAUUUAAUUUAUGGGUGGGUGGCUGGUGUAUAUUAUGAAGAAAAUGUAAUUGUGAAUACGAAAGGCCAGUCUUUAGAAUACACAAGGACUCUUUCCUUUCUAACUUGCAUAGACCUUUCAGGGAACUAUUUACAUGGAGAGUUCCCACAUGAAGUAACAAAAUUGGCAGGAUUGGUGGUUUUGAACUUGUCAAGGAAUCAAAUCAGUGGUCAAAUUCCCCAGAGCAUUUCAGAAUUGCAUCAGUUGGCAUCACUUGAUCUAUCAUGUAAUAUGUUUUCUGGUCCAAUUCCUUCAAGCAUCAUCUCAAUGUCCUUUCUGGAGUUCUUGAACGUGUCAUACAAUAAUUUCUCAGGAAGAAUCCCUUACGCAGGACAAAUGUCAACUUUUGAGGCGUCUUCUUUUUCUGGGAAUCCUGGACUUUGUGGUGCUCCUCUUGCUGUUGAAUGUUCUGAUUCUGGUCCAUCUAUUCCAGGACUCAAUGGUGAGAUUGAUUAUGGCGAUGGAUACAUUGUUGAUAAGUGGCUUUACCUUGCCAUUGGGCUGGGAUUUGCAGCUGGUGUGCUGAUUCCUUAUCUGCUUAUGGCAUUUAAAAGGACUUGGAGCUACAUGUACUUUGAUUCUGUGGACAAAGUUGCUGAUGCAUUAUUAUAUUUGGGUUGCAAAACAUCAGCUUGUUUUAGGAACCAUUGUUAUCAUCGACGUUAA